This is a messenger RNA of Fusarium redolens, 291 nucleotides long. RefSeq lists its product as uncharacterized. The record is from RefSeq and is a predicted model, not a curated record. The annotation marks the transcript as partial. Gene Ontology annotation, molecular function: GTPase activity; GTP binding. NCBI's taxonomy places the organism in Eukaryota, Fungi, Ascomycota, Sordariomycetes, Hypocreales, Nectriaceae. The transcript has a single exon. Gene Ontology annotation, biological process: small GTPase-mediated signal transduction.
UGGAGUAAGGAGGCUACUCGCCUAUGUCCUGGCGUUCCAGUUGUUCUUGUUGGAUUGAAGAAGGACCUUCGGGAAGACCUAAUUGCGAUCGGGAAGAUAAGAGAGAGUUCCCUGCGACUCGUCACUGAACAUGAGGGCGAGAUAGUUGCUCACGAAAUUGGCGCCAAAAUGUAUCUGGAGUGCUCGAGUUUAAGCGGUGAUGGUGUCGAUACUGUCUUUGAGAUAGCCAGCCGGGAAGCUCUGUUAGCAGUCCAGAAAGAUAAGGGAGAAGGUUUCUGCCCUAUCCUGUGA